Messenger RNA from Leguminivora glycinivorella, 1596 nucleotides. RefSeq names its product general odorant-binding protein 1-like (gene GOBP1). Bases 11 to 520 code for a protein of 169 amino acids. NCBI's taxonomy places the organism in Eukaryota, Metazoa, Arthropoda, Insecta, Lepidoptera, Tortricidae. The transcript has 3 exons. Gene Ontology annotation, molecular function: odorant binding. The record is from RefSeq and is a predicted model, not a curated record.
AAUAUGUCGUAUGUCGGUGCAGCGCAGACUUAAUUGGCGGAGGCGGCGAGAUAUGGGCGCAGGCGCAAGGUCACAGGGCUGCCACACGAGACUAACUUCCUCAGGGCAUCCGCUAGCUGACGCAGGUGCAAGCAAGAGGGUGCCACUGUCGUCCGGCCUCACUGAGGAGAAGAUGGAGGAGUUCUUCCACUUCUGGCGCGACGACUUCAAGUUCGAGCACCGCGAGCUGGGCUGCGCCAUCCAGUGCAUGUCCAGGCACUUCAACCUGCUCACAGAUGGAGAGAGGAUGCACCAUGAGAACACGGAUAAGUUCAUCAAGUCUUUCCCUAACGGUGAGGUGCUCUCCCAAAAGAUGGUGACCCUGAUCCACUCGUGCGAGCAGAAGUUCGACGACAUGGACGACCACUGCUGGCGCAUCCUGCGCAUCGCCGAGUGCUUCAAGAGCAGCUGCCAGGAGCUCGGCAUCGCGCCCACCAUGGAGAUGAUGAUGGCCGAGUUCAUCAUGGAGUCAGAGACCUGAAGACCGACACUAUUCACACAUCCUACAUUUUUAAAUUGCAAACGGGACUUAAUCGCAUAUUACUAUAUUUUUGUUUUGUUAGUAUUUAAAACAUAGUAAUACGCGAUGAAGUCCCGUUUGCAAUUUUAAAUACGUGUAAACAUCAUGAAAGUUUAAAUCAGUGUAUACAUUUUCUAGCAAUGUUGGUGAUCGCGUGAAAGGCAUUUGAGUGCGUUAGUCUAUUCUGUAGGCACUUUUAGGUAAUUAAAAAAAUAGCCGACCAGUUACAAAACCAAGCGGAUCUGUCGCUGAGUGACCUGCUUCUAAGCUCGUUAUUUGGUCGUGUAAUCUUUUUUUUUUACCCUCAACUGGUUUAGGAAGCCGUUUGAGGGUAGAUUCUAAAGAUACAGACUGUGGCUGAAAGAGUUCAUUGGGAAUAAUAAUGUUAAUAAAAAUAUAAAGAAUAUAUAAAGUCCUUUGUUUCGACCAUGAGGUGCCGAAAUUGCUAGAAAAUGUAUAUGAUGUUUGUUUACAUCCUUCGGAUACCGCAAUAGUUAUAUUCCGAGCUAUUCGUUUUGAUGGGACCGAGUGUGCAGCUUGACCUACUGUUAUUUAAGCGUCACAAUUUAAUAAGCUAUUAUUGGCCCAAAUUUCAGUUUGAUAGGUCACUGAGAUUCUCCGGCGGUCUGCGGACAGGCGGAUGGACGGACGGAUAGACAGACAUGGCGAAACUAUAUAAGGGUUGCUAGUAGACUACGGAACCCUAAAAAGAACAAAACAAAAUGCUUUGAACGAGAUACAGCUAUUGCGACGGUUUUUAUUAACGACAACAAUGCUUAUUAGAUAAUGGACAAUGAUCAAAUGUAAUAACUAUACCAAUCAUUUUGGUAUUUUUUUUAUUUUAAUGUAUUUUGCAAGAGGCAAUGCUACUAGUUUAAAUUUUCGUACAGUAUAUUAGGCAUUUGACCAAUGCUAUUAUUAAUAUUGUACAAUUUAUAGUUUUAUUAUUUAAGGAAUAAAGCGCAUUUUUCUGCGCAGCGACACGGCAACGACUUGGUACUGUUACACAUAAGUUGUCUAUUCAGAGACAGAUAAAA